AUGUCGUUUGCUGAAUUUGUCAUUGAGUUGAAAAGCGUUACACCUUCGAUGGUAGUAGCCUUAGAAGAUGAAGUUAAAGCUAUUGGAGAUUCGUCAUUACUCUUUCAGGAAUUGACUUUAGAUCUAAGGAGUGUGACAGCUUUCGAUCUUGAAUCGAGUGAUUUAUUCGCCAACCAGACAAUUGAUCAGGAUUCAGAUUUAGUAAACCGUCUUUCUCACUCCAUGAAAAAAGUAAUCUUGAAACUUGCGUGA
Cetraspora pellucida is the source of this 252-nucleotide messenger RNA. The record is from the annotation of a GenBank genome assembly. NCBI's taxonomy places the organism in Eukaryota, Fungi, Glomeromycota, Glomeromycetes, Diversisporales, Gigasporaceae.